Spodoptera exigua (beet armyworm) is the source of this 1447-nucleotide messenger RNA. The record is from the annotation of a GenBank genome assembly. Lineage: Eukaryota; Metazoa; Arthropoda; Insecta; Lepidoptera; Noctuidae.
CUGUCAUAUAGUCUAAUGUCAAUUCAAUUUGACGUUCGUUAAAUGUGGUGAACUUCACGUGGUUCUCGAAGUCGAUAUUUCUUAUUUAUUCUAGAAAAUUGUCCGGCGACAGGUGAUUCAUGUUAUUGAAUAAAAGCGUUGUGAUCUGUAUUUAUCGCUAGUGUUGAAAUAAAAGUUCGUUAAGUAAGACAUUGUUGGUUGAAGUGAGGUUGAACUCGCGCGUGUGAAAACAGAAUCAGUCAAAAUGAGUUCUAAUAAUCAUCCACUACCAAAUCAACAAAAUGCGAUUGCGAGUCAAGCGAGUGGACAGAUGGUGGCAGCGCCUGCAAUGCUGACCUAUCCUGGCAACAGUAACCAAGUCAAUAGUGGUGUACGUAAUUCGAGUGAUCUUCAAAAUACAAGUUCACAAGGUUCCACGCAGAAACGUCCACCAAGGAAUUUGCAGGGUCUGCUGAAGUUUGCUAUGGAGGCUACACAAGCUGAAGAUGCUCCUGGCAACAAAGAUUUGACACCAAUGGAUGAAGAGAGGCGAAAAUUCCUUGAAGAGGCCAUAAAAAGUUUGACAGUGAACAUAGCGGAAGUCCUGGACAAUGCCAUCAAAGUACUGACAAACUCUGAGAAGAUUAACAGCAUAAAUGAGGAUGAGCCUUUACCUGAUGAGGUGAAGAACUCGUUCACUGUGUUAAUGGAUCAUGUUGAUGAUCUGGAUGUGGCUAAUGAUUUCUUCAAAAUGGGAGGAUUUGCAAUGUUCCCGAUAAGCUACGGUAGCAAGAAUUCGGAGUUAAGGGCUUAUGCCAGUUCGGUGCUGGGCUCAAUUUGCCAAAACAAUGAGUUCUGCCAAAAGAGGGCGCUCGAGUGUGGGCUGCUGCAUGUUCUUCUCAGCUUGGUGGAGAAGGAAGAGGGACCAGCACUCGCCAAGUGCUUAUACGCCAUUUCAUGUAUGUGUCGUGGCUAUGAGCCGGCUUGUCAGGAACUAAUCACACAGGGUGGAUGCCCUGUGCUUGUGGAUCUACUGAACUCCACGGACUUAGCAGCCAAGACGAAGGCAGCAUUCCUCAUCAGAUACUUUGGACAGAACUAUCCUGAUGCUAGAAGACAACUACUAAGGCACGACAUCGUGAAAGUCAUAUCUUCACAAUUACAAGCUGGUCGGAAUGAGAGCUCGGAGCACCUCCUCAGCAUACUCCAAGUCCUCGUCAGUUCCAAGGAUCCCACUACCUUAAGACUCUUCAGGGACCCAAGUUACAACCUUAAGAAGGUCCUAGAAGACUAUCUCAAUUUACCAGAAUUAAAAGAUGAUAGGUUCUUUGAAGAGAAACAGUUUUGUUCAGAAAUACUAAGCACUGUCUUUGCAAAUCAAUCUUCCGUUGAAGAACCAGCUAGAUAAGUAGUUUCCUUACUUGGUUUAUCAUUCAUCAUCGUCAUCUGUUACCCAAGGACUUAAGUU